UGAAGGAACAGAAAAUCCUGAUUGUCUUUGUGGGAGGGAUAACGCCAUGAGGUUGCCCAUAGAGUUGGAGCUUACUCUUUGAUUGCAAAUACACGAAUUUGGGCUUUGUUGUAGGUAUACCACACUCUCGUACAGAGCUCCAGAGAUGGUGAACCUCUACAGCGGCAAACUGAUCACCACAAAAGCGGAUAUCUGGGCCUUGGGCUGUUUGCUCUACAAACUCUGCUAUUUUACUCUGCCAUUUGGAGAGAGCCAAGUGGCCAUUUGCGACGGCAACUUCACCAUUCCUGACAACUCACGCUACACCCAGGAGAUGCACUGCCUAAUCAGGUAUAUGCUGGAACCUGAUCCUGACAAGAGGCCAGACAUUUACCAGGUCUCUUACUUUGCAUUCAAGCUGGCCAAGAGGGAAUGUCCUGUCCCCAACACCCAGAAUUCUCCAAUUCCUGCCAAACUUCCAGAGCCUGUGAAAGCUAGCGAAGCUGCUGCUAAGAAAACCCAGCCCAAAGCUAGGCUGACGGAUCCUAUUCCUACAACAGAAACAUCCAUCACGCCACGCCAGAGACCCAAAGCCGGGCAAACGCAACCCAAUCCAGGAAUUCUGCCCAUUCAACCUGCCUUGACUCCCAGGAAGAGGCCUGCGGUCCAGGCCAGCAUCCAGCCACAAGCUCCAGCUCCUCUGGCAGCUGGCCAGUCUCCCCUUCCUGCAGCCAUUCCUCAGCCAAAUUCUCUGCCUCAACCGACCCAGCCCAAGGCCACUGGUGCUGCCCAGCCGGUGGCUGCUGCGGCCACAGCACAAGCCCAGCUCCCUUCAGCCCAGGCCACGCCGCAGCACCAGCUCUUCCUCAAGCAGCCGCAGCCACCGGUCACCGCUCUCUUUUACCAGCAGCCCCCACAGAUGACACCCCUGCAGGUACAACAGGCCAGGAUACCACAGGCUGCCCCGACGUCCGGAAAGCCGCAAUUCCCGGUGGUGCAGCAGGGAGCAGUGGCCGCCACGCUGCCGCCACCACAGCUGUUGGCCCAGCAAGCCGCCAUCCAAGCCAAGAUUGUUGCUGGGCAGCAGAAGCCCCCCGCACAGGUCCUGCAGCAACCGCAGGUGCCGCCUUCAGUUGCGCCGGCAGUGCCCAGCCAGGAACACCCGCAAGCACCUCCAAGACAACAAAAGAUGUCAACCACUCCUCCAUCAGCUAUCCAGGGACAGAAGGUGGGGUCUCUCACACCACCAUCGUCCCCCAAGACUCAGCGAGGUGGCCACCGGCGGAUUCUAAGCGAUGUGACCCACAGCACCGUCUUUGGGGUCCCAGCCAGUAAAUCAACACAACUGCUACAGGCAGCAGCUGCAGAAGCCAGCCUCAAUAAGUCCAAGUAAGUCUGGGGCCAUCAUCUGUUCCUCUUGGGCAGCACGGGUGAGUUGGAGGACACUGAAAUUAAUUUAAUGGGAAGUUUGAGGACUUUAUAAUAGACCUAAAUCCAGGGGAGAACAAAGGAAAUGACAGCAGUUGACCCAGUCCAGAUUCUCUGAAAU
Messenger RNA from Thamnophis sirtalis, 1528 nucleotides. The record is from RefSeq and is a predicted model, not a curated record. NCBI's taxonomy places the organism in Eukaryota, Metazoa, Chordata, Lepidosauria, Squamata, Natricidae.